AUGUCUACAAAUACCCCAUCAUCUACUGAACAGCCCCAUAGCUGUUCCAACAACCCUAGUGUCAAGCCAGCGGACGCAGAGCUGUGGCACGCUUAUUUACGCGCUAUAUCUGAUUACUUUCCAUUUUCUGAGAAGCCUGAUGGCUACCGCAUCUACACCGCGCCCCUGACCAGUUUUGGGGUCACUAUUGGCAGGGCGGUCGACCCUGCCAUUGUCAAUAAUGACCUCUUUCGUCUCGGCGAUCUGCUGUUACCCCCGGACAGCCCAGUCUUUCUCCCCAGACUCAGCUAUUCUCAACGUCUUCGCAGAUACCUGAAAUGUGUAGUACUGCCACCAGGCCAACAUGACACAGAGAGCCUCACUAAGUUGGAAGAUGCAAAGAAGCAUCUGAAACAAGCAACUGAAGAUUUUAUCAAGUGUCGUGCUCAAGCCUACGAUGCAUAUAAGUCUGAUCCAUUGCAUGUUGCCAAAGGCGGAGCUCAGGUUGAAUUCGAUGAUUGGAUCAAGGAAUUCUACCCUUCAUACCACAUAAUCUCACUAUGCAAGGAUGCAGCAUCUCAGGCAGCCUAUGAAGCGCAGUUGUAUCACUAUGGACCCCAGACUGCAUCACUCUGGAAUGACAAAGUGCAAUUGGACCAGGCCUUUCGAAGUAAUUCCUUAAACAAGCCAUACAACAUGCCAACCUCUACAGCUCAAGUAGCUCACGAAGCAGUUGUUGGGUCAAAGUCUGAAACCCCUCUUCCAUUAGAGAUCGCGUAUCAGCCAAGGUACAAUAUUGACGCCAGAUUCAUGGAAACUGCGAUGAGUUGGGUCAUAAAUGCUAAAAACGGAAAUAAUAAAGGCGUUGAGAUCAAGUUUCGGUCGAACUCUUUCCGUAAACCGACAAAACCACCUAACUGGAACGAUCUCGGAUUUAACAGAGUGAAACUCGAAAAUCACAGUGAGGUCGUCCCACGCAUGCCACUUUUCACGGCAGAAACACAGGAAAAGCCUACUUCUACAACCACGCCAACAUACCAAGUGGGCUUGGACGCUAAGAGUGCAAGCGUCAAAGUGACCAUCAAGGCUUCGGAUGCUGCCGUCUUCCCUAUCGACCCUGAUUCAUCAUGGGAUAUCCCGGACAUAACUACGAGGUAUCCAAGAUUGCGAGCCGAUGCACCAAAGGAUCUUUUCGAUCCACUUGUUCUAGUCACUCAUGUCUUUCUGGGGUACCAGGUCUCAAUCAAAAUGAAGUUGGACGAGACGAGCUUCAAUGAAAUUGACGAAGGACUUUCGAAGUGCAAAGACUAUGGAGGGACAGCUAGUUUGCUGGGCCUGUCCUUAGGACCCCAUUCCACUGACUCUGUGGUCGGAUUCGAGCAGGUCCAUCGGGACCCUGACGCAAAGACCCUAACUAUCCCUCCGAGGGAUAACUCACAGCUCACACUUAUCGGACUGAUGGGAAUGCAGCUUGGUGCUCCGAAACCGGACUCGUCUCAAAGGUAG
Messenger RNA from Fusarium verticillioides 7600, 1485 nucleotides. RefSeq lists its product as hypothetical. The transcript has 4 exons. Bases 1 to 1485 code for a protein of 494 amino acids. NCBI's taxonomy places the organism in Eukaryota, Fungi, Ascomycota, Sordariomycetes, Hypocreales, Nectriaceae. The record is from RefSeq and is a predicted model, not a curated record.